UAAAGAUAAGUUAUUUUAUUCCUACAUUCACUACCUACCAAAGCCCAAAACCUCCAUCAAAGUAAAAAUUGGAGCUGUUAUUUUAUAUAAAAAAAAUAUGCGUUUCCUACAGGGAUCUGAAUAUGUUUAAUGGAAUCAGCAUGUGCUCUCUUCUAAAAAAUUGGAGAUUUCACUUAAUCUGACACACGCGACUUGUUUCAAAAGACCAGCAAAAUGCUGAACGGCUGGCGCGAUUUAUUCGCCCUCGGUUUGACUGGCCACGACUUCCGGUCCUACCUCACCACCCCCGUUUUCCCCCUCCCUCUCCAAUUCCGGCCUCUACUUUAGUAAUCUGGGGAAAUCUGCAUCCAAAACAAGUCAGUCAGAAACCAUUUUUUCAAAUAUUUCACUCCCUGUGCUAUUUUUUUUUUACUGGUUCUUGUCAGAAAUACCUGCAAUGAGCUAUUUCAAUGGUUCGUCAUCGGGAAAUAAUCCUCUUGCAUUCCCGUCAUAUAAUCAACAAAAUUUACAACAACGAAACAUUACUGGCCUUAGCCCUGCAAACAACCCAGUGAACCAACUACAGAACCAAUACAGUGAAUCUUCUUUAAGCGCACCUCUACAACAAGGUGAAAAUCCAGCUUCAAGACAAGCUGACGAAUACAUUAACUCUGAGAGUGAGGUGCGCAAUGCCCAAGGAAGUUCGGCCAGUGGCACUAGAUCACAACAGAGUUUAAAAAAAAAUCGUGCGGAAGACGGUCCGAAGAAAACGUCAUUAAAAAAAGAUCGAGUCAAUCGUCCGGGACAAAAGUUUGGGGCAAAGAAGAGACUGUGGGUAUGGUCGUGGUUUGUGCAAGAUUUGAACGACCAAAAUGUUGCAGUGUGUGACUUUUGUGGAAAAGUAAUCACCCGUGUCACUAGCGAUCGGGGCCUGCCUAAGAAAUUGGUAGAGCAUCUCCAUACACAUAAGCUUACAAAGGACCUGAUCAAUGCGUCUCGCCCCAUUCCAAUGGAUGGCAGUGGGAACUCUUACUUGAGCAACCUUCAGACUUCUUAUGCCGGCCCCUUUCCGCAACAAUCAGGGAACAGCGGAAUCAAUGAUGUUGUCUCUUCGGGAACUCCCGGACAAAUAGGAUUGGCUUCGCCUUCUCAGCAUCCGCAACAAACUUACUCGUCAGAAACGCAACAGCUUCAUCCACAAUCUCAAGUCCACAUUUCACAGCUUCAUACACCCAACUCCAACUCACAGACACAACACAGUCGAAGAUAUAUUCUGUCCAAGUUCGAAAAUGCACCAUAUUCGGGACCUAUUUUUCAUCGUCAUCUUCUCAAGUUUCUAGCUGAAAACAAGCUCCCGAUUCGUAUCCUCAAGCUGCAUUCCUUUCAGCAACUUAUAUAUGACUUGAGGCCAGACUCAAUCACCGACUUAUUAGAUCUUACUGGUCUUUAUACUUCUUUUGUGGAGGUUGCCCGCGCUGAGAAUCUAAAUGAAACUUUGAGCAAUAAUGAUUCAUCCAUCGCUGAGACGAACGUCGUCAAUACUUUGGCACAAGAAAUGAUAAAAAAAUGA
Molecule: messenger RNA, 1549 nt
Organism: Metschnikowia bicuspidata var. bicuspidata NRRL YB-4993
Lineage: Eukaryota; Fungi; Ascomycota; Pichiomycetes; Serinales; Metschnikowiaceae
Exons: 2
Coding region: 437-1549 (370 amino acids)
Source: RefSeq, a predicted model, not a curated record